AAAGAGCUAGAUGGCAUGAGUGAUGAUAAGCCAAUUCACCUUGAGGGAAUAUCCCGGGAGGCUUUAGAAUUGUUUCUCGAGCAUACCUUUGGAAGGAUGCGUACUGGCUCAUACACAGUUGAUGAACUCACAAAAUUCCUCCACUUCUGCGACAUGUACCAAUGUCACCAUGCGCGAGAGUUCGUUGUUUCCCGCGUGUUUUCAGCACGUUUCCGCUUCCAUCCGGCUCAAUUGAUCAACAUUGCUAUCAAAUACCAUGUUUGUUCUGUAUUUCCCUUCGCUUUUAAGCAACUCGCAGAAACUCCCAUUACCGAGAUCACCCAUGCACACCGGGAGCUGAUGGGAAACGAUGUUUUUCUAAACGUGGUUUAUGUUCAAGCUGCGCUUGAUCAUCACCGUCGAAUUGUAGCUGCGGAGGAGCCGAAGAUAUUAAUGCAUUCGAACGAAUGUCACAAUCCAACUGGUUGUAACGAGGACUGGCACGCUAUAUGGUGGAAUGGUAUGGGCCGUUUUCUUCUCGAUGGCAGGAAU
Messenger RNA from Suillus clintonianus, 531 nucleotides. RefSeq lists its product as uncharacterized. The transcript is spliced from 2 exons. The annotation marks the transcript as partial. The record is from RefSeq and is a predicted model, not a curated record. NCBI's taxonomy places the organism in Eukaryota, Fungi, Basidiomycota, Agaricomycetes, Boletales, Suillaceae.